Notothenia coriiceps (black rockcod) is the source of this 771-nucleotide messenger RNA. RefSeq names its product ectonucleotide pyrophosphatase/phosphodiesterase family member 2-like. Bases 1 to 771 code for a protein of 256 amino acids. NCBI's taxonomy places the organism in Eukaryota, Metazoa, Chordata, Actinopteri, Perciformes, Nototheniidae. Gene Ontology annotation, biological process: phosphatidylcholine catabolic process; immune response. The record is from RefSeq and is a predicted model, not a curated record. The transcript has 8 exons. Gene Ontology annotation, molecular function: phosphodiesterase I activity; calcium ion binding; polysaccharide binding.
AUGCCGACUCUUCGGACGGUAGUGGUUGUGUUCUGUCUGUGGAGUACUGAUGUCAGCAGAGCUUAUGUUUUUCAAGCCAGUAGACCUUCAGAGGGAGACAACCCACCCACCCACACUAAAGUCGUUUCAGAGUGGGUCAGCUCAGCGGGCUCCUGCAAGGGGAGGUGCUUUGAGCUGGACGUAACCAAUCCUCCAGGAUGCAGAUGUGACAAUCUGUGUAAGACCUACAUCAGCUGCUGCUCCGACUUCGACGAGCAGUGCCUCAAAACAGCGGGAGGUUUCGAGUGCAUGCAGGAUCGCUGCGGGGAGGAGAGGAAUGACGAUCACGCCUGCCACUGCUCACAGGACUGCCUGGAGAGAGGAGACUGCUGCUCCAACUAUAAGUCCCUCUGCAAAGGUGAGGCAACAUGGGUGCACGGAGACUGUGAGGAGAUCAACACGGCAGAAUGUCCUGCCGGCUUCAUCCGACCUCCCCUCAUCAUGCUGUCUGUCGACGGGUUCCGAGCAUCCUACCUGAAGAAGGGCAACUCUGUCAUCCCCAACAUACAUAAACUCAGUGAGUGUGGUACGUCAGCACCCUACAUGCGACCAGUCUACCCAUCAAAGACCUUCCCAAAUUUAUACACCCUAGCCACAGGUCUGUACCCGGAGUCUCAUGGCAUUGUGGGAAACACCAUGCAUGAUCCAGUGUUUAAUGCCACCUUCAGCCUCCGCAGCAGGGAGAAACUGAAACACCGCUGGUGGGGUGGACAGCCUGUGAGUACACUCUAG